CUUCGGUACCCGUAGAAUUACCGUAAAACAAGACGUGUACUUGCUGCAUUAUUGUUAUGUAGUUUCAUCAGAAUCGGGAAAGGCGAGAGUGUUUGCUGCCACACGCAGAACUCUGUAACCAGCGUCCGUCAUUCGACUCACUUUCACUGUUACUAAUGUUUUCAAGGCACAAUGUCGUCGAAUUUAAUGUUAGAUUUAAUGAAUCCUUCGAUGAGUAGUAAGGAAGUGGGAGAUAUUUCCAUCGAUCAGGAUGGAGAGUGGGACAUCAGUUUGUUUGAUGAGCUGGAGGAUCUUGGAGAUGCUGAUGAGCUUCUGGAGGCGCUGGUGAAGAGUGUAGGCUAUGACACAUCUGUUCCUGACCUGAACUUUGGCACUGAGCAACCAGCAUGGAGUUCAGAUGGAUGGAGAGAAAACAGCAGCCCUCGAUCAGAUGGUGAUGUAACUGUGGACUCACUGUCACCAAACCACACAUUCAGUUCAGUGUCAUCACCAGCGUCAGUGGAGCCUCAGUCACCAUACUCCACACAUGAUGAGGCACUGUCUCCAGACUCUUGGCGUUCUCAUCCCUCUCCGUUGUCUGUCUGCUCUGACUCCAGUGGAUUUACUGAGGCACCUAAUGAGAAGAAGCCAUCCAAGAGGACCAAUCAGACAAAAGUCAAACCUCUCCAACCAGCAAAAAGACCCAUCCAGGUGUGCCCCAAGGUUUCCAUUCAGCCUAAACCAAUUAUUACAGCUGUUCCCAUCUCCCGUCCUGCAGCCCCGCUUCAAACCAAGAUCAUCAUCCAGCCACUUCAGGCUACAGUUCUGCCUGUGGUGAAACCUCAACCAGUUACUAUUCAACCAGCGCCUCCUACAGGUCAGCUAAUGCAGCUCCCUCAGCCCACUCAGGUUCUCCAGCUUCAGACGCCUCAGUCGAUGCCCACGCGUGUAGUCACUGUGCCAGCACUGGCACAGGACAGACCCAUCUCUCUUGUUGCUCCGGUAACAACAUCUCCUGUGGUCACCAUGACACUGCAAAAUUCCACUCCUGAUGAUGAUUCAAAUGCGUCUCGGAGACAGCAGCGCAUGAUAAAGAACAGAGAGUCAGCUUCUCUCUCCCGGAAGAAAAAAAAGGAGUAUUUAAUGACACUGGAGACCCGUCUGAAGUUGGCACUGACAGAGAACGAGAAGCUGAAGAAUGAAAAUGGCACAUUAAAAAGACAAGUGGAAGGCCUAAUGAGUGAGAACUCUGUGCUGAAAGCAACUGCUCCAAAACGGAGGGCUGUGUGCCUUAUGGUUGUCCUGGUCUUCUUGGUCGUCAACUUGGGUCCAAUGAGUUUGCUUGGAGGAGACAGAGGGUCUGCAUUUCCUGCUACCCCUGCGUUCAAUGGCAGACACCUGCUGGGAUUUUCUCCCAAGUCGGAGAGAAACUUGAACUCAGACAAGCCUCAGACUGACCCGUCUAACACUGUGGACAGGUUGGAGGAGCAGAAAGCAUUGAUGGUGGUCAAGGAUCCUCUGUAUUUCAGAACUCCACCCCCCUGCCAGCCACCUGUCAACAGGACCAAGUGUAUUAAGAUGGCACAUGAGCUGAGAGGAUGGGUGCAUCGGCAUGAGGUUGAACAGACCAAAACCCGCCGCAUGAGCAACACUCUGCACAGAGGCAGAACCUUUACGAAAGCAUCAAGUAAACAAGCUGACGUACCACAGAUAAUGUCUCAGAUCCAGUACACAGAUUCCUCUGAAAAGAAUCCCGGCAGUGAACUGCAGGUGUAUUACGCUCCUCACCGAACCUACAAUGACUUCUUUGAUGAGCUCAACCGAAGAGGGGACACUUUCUACGUGAUCUCUUUCCGCCGGGAUCACCUCCUCCUUCCUGCCACCAACCACAACAAAGGCAGUCGCCCCAAGAUGUCAGUGGUCCUGCCAGCUAUGAAUUACAAUGAGAGCAUCAUAAAAGACAAGGAUUUUGAGGUGAUGAUGCAGAUCGACUGUGAGGUCAUGGACACCAGGAUCCUCCACAUCAAAUCGUCCAGUAUCCCCCCUAUCCUGCGGGUCAAUGAGACGGAGACGGGCUCUUUCUAUCACGCGGCCCCCAGCAAUAACCAACCGGCCGCCCCUGUUGGAGUCCUCAUGGGCUCAUCUUAGUCCCAGCAAUCCAGGAACCGCAAAAUCAAUCAAGCCCAGGUUUUCGCCAUCAUUUGUUUUGUUACACAAGCCUUUGAUUUCUGUUGACUUUCCUAUUCAAAUGACACUCUUGGUAACUUUUCUACCAAGAUAUUUUGAGCUUCAAUUAUUUACUAUUAAUGAAGGAGUCGUGUUUUGCAUCUGUCUUCAGAUCAGUCAUCGGCCCAUUUACAUCUAUGUAUUUUAUAUAGUGACUUGAAAGUUAUUCAGGAAGUUCUUGUCUUUUCAGUUUUUGCUCGCAUCGUCUGAUCAAAAAUGCCAUCUGGGUUGAUGUUGGAAUAUGUCUUUGCUGUUUGUGGUAGAUGUCAGGCAUUUGUCUUGGAUUUUUAUUUGCACUGUGUUCAUUUUUUGCUUAUUUAUGAAAAUGUUAUUUUUACCAAGCUGGUUUGGUGCACAUUUAAUGGUCAUAUAAAUUCUGUUGUGCUUCAGUAGUACCUCUGUCCUCAAAAAAAUAUCUCUUUAUUUUUUGUUUUGUUUUUUGAUUUAGUUUUGUUUCAUUUUGAGUCUCUUUUUUUUUUUUUUUUUUUGAGUGUUUUCUUAAUUUCAAUGUUUUGAGUUUUUUCUUUUGUGUUUGCUUUGAGUUUUGUUAUCAGUUUCAUUGUUUUGAUUUUUUUUUGUGUGUUUUUGUUACAAAACAAAACUCAAAGUGAAACUAAGAAAAACAAACUACUCAAAACAAAGUGAAACAGCAAAAAAACACCCAAACAGUCAACAGUCAAACUAACACAAAACAAAACAACUUGAAACAAAGUAAAACAAACCAAAAAAUCUAAACAGUGAAACAAAAAAAACUAGUUGAAACAAAGUGAAACAGCAUAAAACUAAACAAAACUCAAAGUAAAACGAAACAAACUCAAAGCAGUGAAACUAAGAAAAAACAAAACAACUCAAAACAAAGUGGAUCAAAAAAAACAAAA
Molecule: messenger RNA, 3083 nt
Organism: Danio aesculapii
Lineage: Eukaryota; Metazoa; Chordata; Actinopteri; Cypriniformes; Danionidae
Gene: atf6
Product: activating transcription factor 6
Exons: 16
Coding region: 172-2127 (651 amino acids)
Biological process (GO): regulation of transcription by RNA polymerase II; endoplasmic reticulum unfolded protein response
Cellular component (GO): nucleus
Molecular function (GO): RNA polymerase II cis-regulatory region sequence-specific DNA binding; DNA-binding transcription factor activity, RNA polymerase II-specific
Source: RefSeq, a predicted model, not a curated record